Suillus discolor is the source of this 789-nucleotide messenger RNA. RefSeq lists its product as uncharacterized. The coding region runs from base 1 to 789 and encodes 262 amino acids. The transcript is spliced from 2 exons. The record is from RefSeq and is a predicted model, not a curated record. Lineage: Eukaryota; Fungi; Basidiomycota; Agaricomycetes; Boletales; Suillaceae.
AUGAAACCACCCUCUUUAUUGGAUAACAACAAACUAGUCACUGCAUAUAGUCAUGUCCUGAAAGCGAUCACCACAUUGCUCACACGGGCGGGCGUCUUCCUCAUUUCUCUUGGCAUCGACGGUCAUAUCGUCUCGAGGGGCAUCGCCAGUCUUGCUGACUCAUUGAAGGAGUUGCAAGGUAUAGUCGUAAUGAUAGAGGAGUGGGUCGACCACGCGAUCAGUAGCCAGAAGUCGGAGAACAACACUCAAGCAAAUCCGGUAGAAAGUGGGCAAAAAGAAGAGGAUGUUGUAGUUUUACCCCGCACCCCGCCACGCAGCACUCACAUGAAUCAAUCUACAUGUCUGAGACCUGAUCCCACUACGCCCAGCCCCACAGCCCCUUACGGAGUGUCUAUACCGUGGUCAGCAUUCCCGCAAUCUUCGCCUCAGACCACAUCGCUAUUUUGUCGUGGCAUUCAACAUACUCCUCUAUCCAUCCAGAACGCGCCCGCUCUCUUCAAUCACAUGCGGGCAAUACCUACACCUCAAACACCUGCUCGCACAAUUGGACUCUUCGGGUCUCCCAUGACUUCCAACGUAAUGACACCACUUGCAUACGGAAGGCAUCUUUCUUCAAUCGACACUCCUCGUCAAAUCCCGCCAUUGUUCUGGCGACCGGCACCGAAAGCACAUGCGAUCAAAUUGAUGGUACCGGACAGCGCGAGACAUAGAAAGAAGGCUGGUAAAGAGAACGAGGAAGUAGCAGUUGCCUCUGCAUCGAGCAAGUCAAUACCAUCACUCCUUGGGUAA